Lichtheimia ornata is the source of this 1332-nucleotide messenger RNA. RefSeq lists its product as uncharacterized. Gene Ontology annotation, molecular function: protein binding. The record is from RefSeq and is a predicted model, not a curated record. NCBI's taxonomy places the organism in Eukaryota, Fungi, Mucoromycota, Mucoromycetes, Mucorales, Lichtheimiaceae. Gene Ontology annotation, cellular component: Golgi apparatus; TRAPP complex. The transcript has 6 exons. The coding region runs from base 1 to 1332 and encodes 443 amino acids.
AUGCAGUCGGCUUCACUGGAUAACGAUCUCUUUGAAACUCGUGACGAUGACAACGAUCCUCUCAUUGACUCGGUCUCACGUACAGCACCACAACCUGACAACACCAGCUCUUCACCUUCAACCACAUCGCAGUCUGUAAGGUCGCUUACAUUGUCACCUGAAGAUGAGCGUCGUAUUCGUACAAGCACCAGUAGCAGCAACAACAGCCCAUCAGUACAACGUCGAGUCAAUGACAAUAGUGCAGCAGCUUUACUUGUUCAACAACUUACGAGUAGCACUGCGUUUUAUGAUAUCCCCAUGAACGAUCCGUUUUCCGAACUCGUCGAACGCUAUAUCCCACCUGAUCAACGUCCACAACGUGAAAUGUAUCCAGCUGAAGAAGACCAAGUACCUAACAUGGUGAUGAGCAACAUGUGGCGGUCCGUGGCGCGAUUUGCUAGGCAACAAUUGGUAGUCAACAAAACCAUGGAUAUUGAACGCAUCUUACAAUUAUGGUAUCUUCGGUUACUUGCUCUAUGCAAAUUGGGUCUUUAUCAAUUGGCAUCGGCUGAGCUUGACAAGCUGGGUGAUCUCAAUCGUCCCGAGUUGACAUAUGAAUUUCAUGGUAUGGAUGGGUCGUCAGGAAGCUUGGUUCCUUUUGAAUUGUUCAUUUUAUGGGCGCGUUUACCUGCUUGGCUUAAGCAUCCUUUGAUUUCUCUUGAACGAUUGACCAUGCUUGCUGUUCAAUGCAAAAAGAAAGGGUGGAAGCAACGGCAGGUGCAAGUCUAUCUCGUAUUGGCCACCCAAUUCAUAGAAAUCAAUGAUUAUGCAAGUGCAGCCUCUACCAUGGACAUGGUGCGAAAACAUUUCGAUGCAGAAAACAAUGUUGAUAUUCUCUCAGCCUUGGGUCGACUCUAUUUACAGCUCGGUGAUGUGGAAAGAGCAGAGAAAAUGUAUUCGCAAAUCGAGCAACGACAAGAAAAGACGCCUGCGAUUGAAGAGAUGAUCAAAGUCAAUAGGGCAUUCUUGUGCAUCGCCAAAGGAGAAUGGUCUCAAGCAGCAGAGAUAUUACAAGCGGUGUUGCAAGCGAAUAAGGAUAACCUUUUGGCAAUGAACAAUCUCGCCGUUUGCCAAGUAUACCUCGGUCAGCUAGGAUCGGCACUCGAUUUACUUUCCAUCAUGACCACUGACAACCCCACAUCCGCUGGUACUUGUGCCACAGCAUUGAUGAAUAUAUGCACCCUAUUUGAACUACGAUACGACUCGGCCACGGAGAAGAAGGUGGAGCUCAUGAAGCAAGUCUCACGAUGGGUAGGCGACUCUUUCCAAGUAGAUUGUUUGAAAUUACAAUAA